AUGCCCGAUCAGAGCUUGUUGAAUGCUAUCUUGGACAGUCCGACAUAUUAUUACACAAAAGGUGCAAACAUUGCAGUCAAAGUUCUCGUUGGCAUCAUGGUUGGAUUGAUCCUUCUAAUGGUUGGCGGAGCAUUGUUCUGGUUGUGGUGGAGAAAUGAUCGUUUACACCCGAAAUUAAAUGAUAACGAUGGUAAUGCAUUUAAUAAUGAUGGAGGUCACGGCACCACCCCCUCAUCGAAGAAGAAAGUCAGCCCAGCUAAAACAGCAACGGAAAUCCUUUCUUCCUCCGCAAUAUCUCCAGAGCCCACGUCUCACACUGGCGGUGGUCAAGUGCCACCACCCGGAUCAUUUUAUAGCGGGACCACCGCCGCAUAUGGAGAAACUCCUGGCGGUGGUCAAGUGCCACCACCCGGAUCAUUUUAUAGCGGGACCACCGCCGCAUAUGGAGAAACUCCUAGUACACCAAUGCCAUCGAUCGGUCGACACGAGCCGGUGCACGGAGAAACGCAGACGGGUUCAACCUUUUACGAUCCCACCACCACACCCGAAUACAUGCAGAUGCAGAUGCAGAUGCCAGUUCCGCAUCCGACACCCUCCACCGGAUUUCCCCGGGAUCAACAAGCGCAAGGGGUUUAUCCUCAGCAACACUCCCAAGUAUAUCCUCCCAGCUACCCUCCGGGAUACUCGCAGGAUUACUAUCGAGGUCAAUGA
Molecule: messenger RNA, 711 nt
Organism: Acaulospora colombiana
Lineage: Eukaryota; Fungi; Glomeromycota; Glomeromycetes; Diversisporales; Acaulosporaceae
Source: the annotation of a GenBank genome assembly